AUGUCAGUCGAGGUAACGGUCGACAAGAAGGGAUCUUCUACGAACCUUCGCAGCUCCGCGUCCUCUACCACGUCCGCCGGAAAGAAGAGCUCCACAGGUUCGGAUGCUCCGAAAAAGAGCUCCGCAAGUUCCGGCGCGAGUUCCGCUCCCAUCGUCUCCAAUUCGUCAGCCUCAGGAGGCGUCACGACGACCAACAGCAGCGGGCCGGGCGGCGGCGGCGCGGGCAGCGCGAAGAAGUUCAAACUGGCGGAGCUGAAGGCGGCGACGAACUCGUUCAGCAAGAAGGGCGUGCUGGGCGAGGGCAGCUUCGGGGAGGUGUACCGGGGGGUGCUGACGGACAAGGUCACGGGCGAGGUCACCAAGGUGGCUGUCAAAAUGCUCAACGCGGAGAGCUCCCAGGGCAUGGACGAGUGGCUGGCGGAAGUGCUGCUGUUGCCGAGCCUGAACCACCCGAACCUGGUGCGCUUGGUGGGGUACUGCGCGGAGAAGGGCGAGGCGCUGCUGGUGUACGAGCUCUGUGAGAAUGGCAGCCUCGACGACAAGCUCUUUCCCUCGCGCAUGGACGAGGUGUUUGACUGGAAUUCGCGGCUACGAGUGGUGCAGGGCACAGCGGGCGCGCUGGUGCAUCUUCACGAGCACAACGUGAUCCAUCGCGACCUCAAGCCGUCCAACAUUCUGCUGGGGGAGGGCAUGGAGGCGAAGUUAACGGACUUUGGGAUGGCGAAGCAGGCAGCGGAGGGAGUGAGCCAUGUGAGCACGCGCGUCAUGGGCACGCUGGGCUACCUCGACCCUGCCUACAUGGAAACAGGCUGCCUUCGAGAAAAGAGUGACGUGUUCUCGUUCGGAGUGAUCCUGCUGCAGGUGCUGACAGGCAAGGACGCAGUGGACGAUCGGAACAUCAAGCUGGCAGCCGCCAUGCACAAGCACCUGCACCCCAACGUGGCGGACCCCGACAAGUGGAUCGACCCAAAGCUGCAGGGCAAGUACCCGCGGAAGGGUGCUCUCAUGAUGGCUGCGAUCGCCAAGCAGUGCAUUGCUGAUAAUGCCGAGGACCGCCCGGAAAUGAGCGACGUGGAAGAGUUUUUGAACGACAUCCAGAUGAUUUCUUUGCUCGAGAGCAUUGCGAGCGGGGAUGAGAUCGUUGCAGGGAGAGUGGACGAAAUGGAAUCCGAAUUGGAAGAGGCGUUGUUGGGAAGGAAAAAGGGGAAUGCAGCAGCGGGAAAGCUUUUGAGCGUCACACCACUAGACGGUCAGCCGACAAGCCUCACGGUCGGCGACAAGCACCGCUCCCCACCGCUCUCUGUUUCCGUGGCCCCGCAGUCCCUCUCUCCCGCCUCCCCUGCAGCAGUCAAUGCCUCGCAACGAGCGGACUCGUUACCGGCACAAGCGCCGCCGUCCCUUCCGGCUCCAGACGCGGCAGCAGCAGGGGAAAGCCAGGUUUCCGUAGCAGCGGCCUCUGUACCCGCUCCUUCAAUCAACAGCACGUCAGAAACUGGGAGGGCUAAUGAUGAUGCUGCUGACUGGGGGAGGGUGAACUGGGGGAGGGCCAUUACCCUGAAGGAGAGGGAGGCGGAGGAGCGAGCCAAAGUGGCUGCAAAGCGGUGCUAUGGGAUGCAGAGGGCGUACCGCACGGGGUUUGAGAGGGGCGGCAUGGCGUGGGAGCCACGGGCUGAUCGCUACGUGCUCAUGGACUGCCAUCGCAACCAGCUGAGCAACCGCAUUCGCUGCAUAAAGAACCAUCUGGUGGUGGCGGGCGUGUUCAACCGCACACUCGUGGUGCCGCUGCGAGCAGACGAGGUCACCCGCCACUACGACCUCCGCACCUUCUUCCACCUCCCGCACACGCGCCUGUGCUACGGGCCACAGUCAGUGAUCUCCCUGGACGACCUACUCGCCCUGCCUGUUGCGCCAGCCCUUGCAGCUGGGUUGGAACCUGCACCAGGAGCUGCCCCUCGCGACGACCUCCCCUCACUCUCUGGCGUCACCUACCCGCCGAACCUCCUGCUCACGAUCGGCAACACCUCCAAUCCUCUGGAGAUCCCGAAGCUCCUGGCGCUGCAGUCUCUGAUACAGCCAACCGCUAGGGUUGUUCUGUUGGGAGAUUUAGGAUCCAUGCAUAUCACGUUCCCAGGGAAACAUUACCUGGACGUCCCCUUUAAGCAGAGUCCUGAGUGCCCGAAUGCUCUGGCUGUGGCGCCACACCCUGCUAUUCUGGAAGCUGCGAGGGAGUUUGUUUGGAGUGUGGUGCUGCCCGGUGCCAGGAGGGAGUGGGAGGCUGCUGAUACUGCUCUGGGAAGGGGAGGAGGUAAAGUUGGUAACCAGCAGCAGCUGCAGCAGCAGGAGGAGGAGGGAAGGCAAGGGGGAACGGAGCAGGAGGGAGGGCAUGCAGUUGGUCGGGCAAUUGGUCGGUACGUGGGGGUGCAUUGGAGGCGAAGGGACCUGAUGCAGCACAGCAAUCCCAAUGCGCGGCUCACUGUGGAGCAUGCGGGUGCAUGCCUGCUGAAGGCCUUAGGCAUGGCUGGAAACAUCACCACCAUGUUCCUUGCCUCUGAUGCUGACGACCACGAGGUGGAGGUGCUGGAGAAAUUCAUGAAAGAUAGGAUUCCAGGUUUCAAGUUUGUUCUAAGGCCCAAGUCUUUUGAAGACCAACCAUGGGCAGCGGUGCUCAAGCCUCACAAAUUCCAAGAUGAUGUGUCGGUGACAGCUACGCUAGACACGGCGAUUUGUGCCAUGGCUGAUGUGUUUCAAGGAACUGCCGCCUCGUCGCAACAGCUGCUUCCGCCGUGUGCGCAAUGGAAGGAUUUUCAUGACAUCAAGCGGAGAACCGCGAGGAGGCUGUUCGCGGUCCCGGAUAGCGCUGGCACGCGGAGUUUGCGCGGAAGUUCCCGCGCGUCCUAUGCGACGGGAAGAGAGCAGCGGGAUGGCGCGCGGAUGAACCGGGAUGUGUGGACGCGGGAGGAUGGCGCAAGCGGCGGAAGGGGAAGAGCAGGGGGAAGAGAAAACGAGGGGGGAAGACGAGGGGGAGCGGAAAGAUGGGGACGAGGCCGUGAGGAAUCUGUUUCAGGGAGAAGAGGGUUUAGGGGGGAUGGCGCAGGACGGGGAGGUGCGCGCGGGGAGAGGAGGGGGGAAUGGAGGCGGAACGGGGGAGGGGAGCGACAGGGGGAGCCGGAGGAAGGACGCGGGGUGAAGGACACGGGUGGAUGGGUGAGGGAGGUGGGGGAGGGGGAGCAGCAGGGGAAGGAGGAGGAGCAGGAGGUAAUUCGGGAGGAGAUAUCACCGCACAGAGCAGCGGCCGCCGUGCGUCUCUUGAGAGUGGAGCAAGGGGGGGCCUAUGCCGACAUUCUCUCAGGCGCGGCAGCAGGGGAGGGGGCGGGGGGGUGGGAGCUGGAGAUGCAGUAUGUGCGGCGCACGCUGGGGUUUGGCGUUUUGCCUCUGGAGGGGCGGGGAAGGCGCCAGGUCACCGAGCUCGUCGCAGGUGUCACCCGGUGGAGGCGUUAUCUGGACUUUCUUCUCUCGGAGUUUUUUUCGGGCAGCCCGAAUGAGCUGGAGAGGAUGGAGCCGCUGCUGAAGCAGAUUCUCCGGUUGGGGAUGUUUGAGCUUGCUAAGAUGGACACACCGCCACAUGCUGCAGUCAAUGAGGCAGUCAAGCUUGCUCGGGCAGCCUUACGACCCGGAGCCGCCUCAUUGGCCAAUGCUAUUUUGCGGGCAGCUGUUCGGGCACAGGUGCAAGGCCCCCUGCCGACCCCGUCAUUGCACGAGGCAAUGACGGAUCGGGACAAGGCACGGGCGCUCGCCACUCUGCACUCACACCCCGUGUGGAUGGUGCGGCGGUGGGCUGACAGGCUGGGGUGGCGAGAGGCAGAGAGGCUGAUGGAGAGCAACAACGCACGCCCUGUCUUCUCCCUCAGGCUGGGGUGGCGAGAGGCAGAGAGGCUGAUGGAGAGCAACAACGCCCGCCCUGUCUUCUCCCUCAGAGAGGCUGAUGGAGAGCAACAACGCACGCCCCGUCUUCUCCCUCAGGUGAGGCGAUCUUUGAGGCGCCUGAACAAGCUCGCCUCACGGUUAGAGGCACCUCAAAAGCCGACAGGCUGGGGUGGCGAGAGGCAGAGAGGCUCAUGGAGAGCAACAACGCACGCCCCGUCUUCUCCCUCAGGUGAGGCGAUCUUUGAGGCGCCUGAACAAGCUCGCCUCACGGUGGAGGUGGAGGAUUCACCAUACCUGGACGAUUUCAUCCGCGUGAAAGCGGGCAUGCAGCAUGUGCUCACGGCGGGACUCAUAGAGGACGGGUCGUGCAACGUACAGGAUGAGAGUGCGGGGCUGGUGGUGCGGGUGCUGGCGCCUCAACCAGGAGAGACGGUGGUGGACUGCUGUGCUGCGCCCGGGGCAAGGCCAUAUAUGCCGCUGGGCUCAUGCAAGGCUCAGGCCAUGUAUGCCGCUGGGCUCAUGCAGGGGACAGGGCGGCUGGUGGCAGUGGAUGUGAACAAGGGGCGGGUGAGGAUGGUGGCACAGGCAGCUCGGCACAGUGCUACGGAUGUACACCUCUUGCCACACACCCCCCCCCAUUCUGUCUCUGUUACGUGCCUCUCACCAGCAGGGCGGCUGGUGGCAGUGGAUGUGAACGAGGGGCGGGUGAGAAUGGUGGCGCAGGCAGCGCAGCGCCAGGGGCUGGACAGCAUGGUGCAGUGCGUCUCUGCUGACCUGCGCUCCUACGCUGCGUCAUCUCCCCUGCGUGGCGCAGCAGACCGAGUGCUGCUGGAUGCGCCCUGCUCCGGCCUUGGAGUGCUGGCCAAGAGGGCGGAUCUGAGGUGGAGGCGGACAGUGGAGGGGGAGGCGCAGCUCACAGCACUGCAGGACGACCUGCUGGACGCUGCUGCCAGUUUGGUGCGGCCGGGGGGGCUGUUGGUGUACUCGACGUGCUCCAUAGAGCCAUCGGAGAACGAGGACAGGAUUGUCAACUUCCUGCAAACACACCAUGAGUUUGUGUUGGAACCACUCGAUGCAACGCUGGCAAUGUCGUGCCAGGGACUGGCCAUGCUUGAUCCUCCUAGAGACAGGCAGGGCUUCCCCGAAGCGGCAGGACGCGGGGAUUUUGUAGGCUCGGGGCCAAGCGGAGGAGGUUCGGCGAGAGCAACAGCAGGUUCCGCCUAUGGAGGAGACGGCGGAAGCGGGGAAGGAGGCGGAGCAAGCGGAGCAGGUCCUCCUGCAUUGCCCGCGCGCGGAGGCGGUCGAGUUUCCGCUAUCCGCAGCUUCUUUCCUCGCAGCCGGUCGGUUUCUGUGGAUUAUUCCGCCUCCCCCUCCUCUCCGCUGGGUCUCCCCGGAAGCGGCGGCAGUACCAGGCGCAACUCCGAGUCGGAAGAUCCGCGCCGCUCCUCCCCCCUCGGGUCCCCAGGUGGUCCGCGCAGCGGGGGAGGCGGUACGGCGGGGGAUCCGCGGCAAGCAUUACGACCUCCGCCGCAACCUAGCACCACCGGCGGCGGCGGCGGCGGCGGCGGAGAUGGAGUAUCCGGGGGACCAACCAACAGUUCCGUUCAACGGCUGCGGUCGAACCGCCACCUACGCACACAAUCCGUCGACGUAUCGUCCGUCGAUUUCGCCUUCCACGUUCCCGAUCAAGGGGGGCUGGAGGCGCAGGGGGCACCGGGCGCAGCGGAAGGAGUCGGCGCAAGGGGAAGCGCGGGGGAAAGGCCAGGGGGUCCACCCCCAAAGUCCCCCUCGGGAUUCAGAUUAGGGUUUGGGCUGGGGAUUCGACCCAGCAGCAGUCACGGCGGCCGCCCCAAUACCAGCCAUGGGCGCCUGGGGGGCGGAGCAGCGUCGGUGAGGCCGGGAAGCGGCGGAAGCAGACCGGGAAGCGGGGGGAGCAGACUGGGAGGCGCGUUUGAGGGGAGCGGCGGUUCGGAGCAGAGUCAGGAGCGCGGCGGCCGGGCGCACGGGCGGCGCGCGUCGGUGGACUUUGGGUCAAUGGGCGCAGGUUUCCCCGCGUCCGCCAGCGAGCCGCUAUCCCCGUUUGAAGCAGCCAAAGCGUCGCUUUUCGCGAGUCAGCAGCGCCAGCGGGCGGGGAUGGGGGGAGGGAUGGCGGAAGGAAUGGGGGGAGGCGCGGGCGGAGGGAUACCGAGGCACAGCAGCGUCGACGGCGCCGGGCGCGCGAUUGAGUCCCCGCGGUCAGCAGCUAGGCGCGGGCUGCAGUACGGGUUCGGUUCGGAUAACCGCGGAAUGGAGGUUCGGGCCGAGGCUCGGAGCCCUGUAAUGCUCGGAGCACGCUCUCGGCACAGGCUCUCCGCAGGUUCGGACUCUGUUGAUUCAGGUGGGAACGAGUCUCCUGGGUUUUCACCUGAGGGUUCGGUGUCUCCGCAUGGGGGGGUGCUGCCGGGGAGCAGAAGCACGGGAAGCGCGCCGAUGGGGGGAUUCGCGGGGGGGAUGUCUAGCUGGGGCGCUCGGCGCGCGGGGAUCAACCCGCCGCGGAGCAGAGGGCGAACGACAAAACCGCCCGCCCACAGCGGGGAAGAGCAAAUCGCCCCUCAAGUCCCGGAUAGCCGCAGUCGCGCGGUCCAUAAAGCACGGGCUGCACAGCCCCGCCGCUGGCGCCAUGGGGGGAGGCGGAGGCAUGUUCCGCGGAGGGGGAGGUGGCAUGGGGAUGGGGGGGUUGCGGGGGCGUUGGGCGGAGGGGGAGGCGCGGAGGCGGGAGGGGCUGGCGCGGGGGGGAGCCGCAGGCACAGGCGCGCAAUCUCAGUGGAUUUCAAUCAGGCGCCGGUUUUCACCGCGGCUUCCCCCCGUGAGGGGCCGGCGGAAGGGGCGGAGCCAGAAGAGGGGGAUCCCUCCCUGUCACUCUCCCCCCCCCAUGCGCUAUACGCCUCUGGCGCAGACCCUGUAUUUGACGCCAUGUCUCCCCGCCUGCUCACCCCCAAGGGUUUCAGCACUGGGUUCGGCGCCGCUGCUGGCCCCGGGCCUGCUGGCUCGGGGAUGCUAGGCUCGGCAGCGCCAGGCUCGGGCGCUGCUGCAGUGGCUGGGCGGCAGUUGGCAGGCCAGCACCGCCGGCACCACUCGUUUGCGGACCAGUCCUGGGCGGGAGGGAUAGGGGGAGGGGGGGCAAUGGAGUCCCCCAGGCGGAUGGGGAGCGUGGGGGGCGGGGGUAUUCUUCCGCCGCGCAGCCCUUUAACCAUGGGGGGAGGGGGCAGCGGGGCGUGGGGGGAUUAUCUAAACCUAGGGGAAUUUACCCCGUCCGCUUUACAAUCACCCAAGCCCCCGCGCUCGCCUUACCACAACGAAUUCUCUCAAGACAGAGCAGCAGCUGCGGCCGCCGCCGCUGCGGGGAAUGCGUCCGCCGCUACGGGCGCAGGCCAGCUCCCCCUCACGCCUGGGCGGAACCGCGCGCUGGUAGCGGCGCGCGGAGGCGGGGGAGGCGGGGGCGCGCUGAUGCGGGGCAGCGCGCGGGAGCGGCCGUCUUCUGGGAUUGACGAGGACGACGACGUGUGGGGCGCUGCUGCUGCAGUGGCGGGGGUAGUGGGGGGGGCAGGGGGGGCGGGCGGAGCAGGGGCGCGCGCGGGGGGCGCGUUUGAGCUGCGCAAGGCUGGCAGCAGCAGCCGAUUGGACCAGGCGCUACUGCCAGACCACCGCGUGCAGGGCUCGCUGGCCUUCAACCGCCUGCACUCCGCGCGCGACCCCCACGCCAGCCCCCCCGCGCCCGCCUUCCCCCUCACCCCCUCCGGCGCGCCUGGCAGGGCGCUCGGCGGAGGGUACGGCCGGGGUGGUGGCGGGAGAGGCGCGGAGAGGGGCGGGGCGGGAGCGGGGAUGGGCGCGGGGCGGGGGGGAAUGGGACGUAUGGGCGCUACUGCUGCUGGUGCUGGUGCGCGCAGCAGUGGGGGGGGCGCUAGCAGCGGCAGCAGGGGCGGGAUAGUGCCUGCAUGCUCCUCCCUAGAUAGUGCUGGACUGGACAACUCCCCUCUAGCUGUUCUCUCUCAGGGUUCUAUCCCCGAUCGCCCCAGCACUGCCUCUGGUCCUAGCGGUAGGCUCAGGGCAGCAGCAUGGGGGAGAGUGCGAGCGGAUGGGGGGAGGAGGGACGAGAGGGGGGGCGGCGUUGGGGGGUGGGAGGGGGGAGAGGGGGAAGGUGGGGAGGGGGAAGGGGAGGAGCGGGAGCUGCAGCAGCAGCAGCAGCGGCAGAUGAGGCAGGGACGAGGGCAGGCGACUGGCGGGGCUGGUGCACAGGGGCACGCAGGGCAGAAGGGGGGAGGGGUGCGGAGGGCAGGCAGCGUGGGGGGGGUGGGGGGGGAAGGGCCAGGUGGGGCGGAGGGGAUGCGGGAGGGGGAAGGUGGGGGAGUGGGGGAUGGGAUGCGGGUGGAGAGGCGGAACACAGUGGAUCCCCAUGCGGAGCAGUUUCUCAAGAGUCUGAGCCAGUACAUCAGCAGGGGGCUCACAGGGGAGCUGGGGACGUAUGCAGGCGAGGGGGAGGGCGAGAAGGGUGACGCCGAGGCCAACAUGUGGCAGGUGAUGAGCUCUGGCAGCAUGAGAUGGAGAGACUUCAUCCUGCGCAUGCCGUAUGACGAUGUGAAGAAGUUCUACUCUGUCAGCGCCACCAAGAUCGGCAGCGGGCGGUACGGCGUCAUUCGGACGUGUCUGAGCCGCAAGACCCGUGUGGUGCUGGCCUGCAAGACGAUCCGGAAGGACCAGGUCAAGUGUAUGGAGGACGCGGAGGACAUACGCACGGAGGUGAUCAUCCUGGGCAUGCUGCGCAACCACCCGGGCAUCAUCAGCCUGCACGACGCUUUUGAGGAUGCAAAGUACGUACACCUGAUAAUGGAGAUGUGUCGAGGGGGAGACCUGUUCGACCGGGUGAAGCUGCGGGGCCAGUUCAAGGAGACAGACGCGGCCAUCGUGUGCCGCUCGCUCGUGGAGGCGCUGCUGCACUGCCACUCCAACGGGGUGAUUCACCGCGAUGUGAAGCCCGAAAACGUGCUCAUGUGUGACAAGGACGUCGACACCAAGAUUAAGCUGAUUGACUUUGGCGUUGCCACCUUCUACAAGCGAGGCGUCCCCUGCACUGAGAGGGCAGGCACAGUGGAGUACACAGCACCGGAGGUGCUGGAUAAGAGCUACGGACCAGAGUGCGACAUCUGGAGCGCGGGAGUCGUCCUUUACAUCCUCCUCUGCGGCUUCCCGCCCUUCUGGGCAGCGACCAACGCUGAGCUGGAGCAGAGCGUGCGCGCGGCGGCGGUGGACUUCCGGCACCCGCGCUGGGCGGCCGUGUCGGACGGCGCCAAGGACCUCGUCAAGAGGAUGCUCACAAAGGACGUGAGGCGGCGGAUCUCUGCACUGGAAAUAUUUGCACACCCCUGGAUAAGAGCUGCCGAGAAGCAGCAGCGAUUAGACAGCAAAGCGCAAGCUGCAAAUGGUGACUCGUCCUAA
Molecule: messenger RNA, 9396 nt
Organism: Closterium sp. Yama58-4
Lineage: Eukaryota; Viridiplantae; Streptophyta; Zygnematophyceae; Desmidiales; Closteriaceae
Source: the annotation of a GenBank genome assembly